AUGACCAAGUACUGCCGGGCUCCGAACUGCUCCAACACGGCCGGCCUACUGGGAGCCGACAACCGCUCUGUGAGGUUCUACAAGUUCCCAGUGAAGGAUGGCUGGCUGCAGUGCAUGGGUCAUCAGCACCUGUGCAAUGAGCACUUCACACCUUCCUGCUUCCAGUGGCACUGGGGUGUGUGCUACCUGCAGCCAGAUUCCGUGCCCUCCAUCUUCUCUGGGCACCAUCUGCCAAGGGAAGUACCUCCUGGAGCCUUACUCUUAGCCCUCCCUCAUGAAGGAAAUUCUUCCCUAACAUUUGGACUUACCCGAGCGGCAGUGGAGUUCCCAAAGCAACCAGAAGCCAACUGUGCCUCCACAGGAUGCCACAUCCCUGUCUCCUGGCUCAGCCAUCCUGGCUUAUGUACCUGA
Messenger RNA from Phyllostomus hastatus (greater spear-nosed bat), 411 nucleotides. It is a transcript of the gene THAP8, whose product is annotated as THAP domain containing 8. Lineage: Eukaryota; Metazoa; Chordata; Mammalia; Chiroptera; Phyllostomidae. The record is from RefSeq and is a predicted model, not a curated record.